This is a messenger RNA of Emericellopsis atlantica, 1362 nucleotides long. RefSeq names its product exopolygalacturonase. Gene Ontology annotation, biological process: carbohydrate metabolic process. The coding region runs from base 1 to 1362 and encodes 453 amino acids. The record is from RefSeq and is a predicted model, not a curated record. NCBI's taxonomy places the organism in Eukaryota, Fungi, Ascomycota, Sordariomycetes, Hypocreales, Bionectriaceae. The transcript has 7 exons. Gene Ontology annotation, molecular function: polygalacturonase activity.
AUGCGUGUUCAAUCGAUAGCAGCAGCCGCUGUGGCGCUGCUCUCUCCCCAGUCCCACGCCGCUCGCCCCGAGGGCCUCCCCGAGCGGCCCAUCCUCGAGCCAUCCCCCUACCACGCUGGCCAGGCCCUGCCCGUCUCGCCGCCCCGUGACGACGACCGCUUCUGCCACGUCCGGGCGGGCUGUCACCCACGCGACGACGCCGCGCCACGCAUCCUCAAGGCCUUUGAGGUGUGCAACGAUGGCGGCACCGUCGUGCUCGACCAGGUAUACUGGAUCGGGUCGCCGCUGGACCUCACCUUCCUGAAGCACGUCGACGUGGUCAUCACGGGCGAGGUGCACUUUGACGACACGGACGUGUACUACUGGGCGGACCACAGCUUCAAGUACCCCUACCAGAACACGAGUGCGUUUUGGCAGAUUGGCGGCGAGGACGUCAACAUUUACGGCGACCUAAGCAACGACCAGUCCCUGAUCGACGGGCAUGGUCAGGCGUACUGGAAGGAGAUUGAGACCAACACGACGCUACGCCGACCCCUUCUAUUCGUCUUUGAGGGCCUCGAGGGCGGCUCCAUGUCCAACUUGAGGAUGCGCAAUCCCCCUUUUUGGUUCAACCUUAUCGCCAACAGCACCGACAUUAUCGUCAGCAACAUGGAUCUGGAGGCUGUGGCCACAGAUGGCGUCAAGAUUGCCAACUCGGACGGCUGGGACACGUACCGCUCCAACCGCGUGGUCAUCCAAGACUCUGUCAUCAACAACACUGACGACUGCGUCUCGUUCAAGCCCAACAGCACCAACGUGGUCGUGCAGGGCCUCGUGUGCCACGGCUCGCACGGCAUCAGCAUCGGCUCGCUGGGGCAGUACAAGGGGCUGACGGACAUUGUCGAGAACCUGCACAUUUACAACAUCUCCAUGAGCAACGCCAGCGACGGCGCGCGCAUCAAGGUCUGGCCCGGCAUCGAGACGGACUUUCAGGACAACCUCAACGGCGGCGGCGGCCUCGGGUGGGUGCGCAACGUGACGUACGACCUGUUCCACCACGAGAACAAUGACCGCGCCAUCACCAUUACGCAGUGCUACGGGCAGAAGAACCAGACGCUGUGCAACGAGUUUCCAGCGAACCUCACCAUCGAGGACAUUACUAUGAAGAACAUGUGGGGUACCACGUCGGGUGCGUACGAUCCCCGUGCCGGCACGCUCGUGUGCAGCGCGGACGAUCGAUGCAGCAACAUCCGGGUAGAGAACGUGACGGUCACCGUCCCGAGCGGCGAGUCGCCCGUCUACGACUGCUUGCACGUGGACGAGUCGCUGCUGGACUUGACGUGCGUCGCGCCCGUGAUCGACAGGGACACGUCCCAGGGCUGA